This is a messenger RNA of Eriocheir sinensis (Chinese mitten crab), 3529 nucleotides long. RefSeq lists its product as uncharacterized. The coding region runs from base 592 to 2340 and encodes 582 amino acids. Lineage: Eukaryota; Metazoa; Arthropoda; Malacostraca; Decapoda; Varunidae. The record is from RefSeq and is a predicted model, not a curated record. The transcript has 6 exons.
CGCCACCAGGGGACAGCACUUGCUUCCCCGCCUGCCAGUGGUGCCACGAUGGCCGGCGGCUCAGUGUAUUUCUCCGCUACAACGACACACAACUUAUUUCACGCCGAUGCGAGCAGCUGACGCAGCAUCUGAGACUGGUAUGCAAAACAGGAGAAGAACAUAGAACACAGAACAUAAAAGUGAAACCAAGAAAAAAGCUGAAGCCGUUGCAAAGGUUUAUAGGGGAAGGAGGUCUUGGUCUUGAUUCGGGAGGACGUAAACAAGAGGCGCCAUGGAGGUCUCCGCGGCGGUCCCCCUCCGGAAAAGACGCCUAUUUUGAGGUCCCUGUGAACCCUGCAGCCGCCUCCAUGUCUUGGGCAGGAGUGUCGACCUCUGGGUUCACGUAGGCCACGCCGUGCCAGCUGUGCCAGGUUUCCCAAGUACCCAUUUAUUGACUUGCUUGAAAAGGGGAUGAACAGUUGGGUGAGCUGCAUUCCGACUGCCUGGGUCGGGAUUCGAUACUGGACCCACAGAUUUGUAGCUAGGCAUGCUAACCACUGCAUCAUGGAGGCAUAAAAGCAGGGGUCUACUGUAUGUACUGGAUUGCUCACAAUGAGUGUGGCCAGUGACUUGAAAAGCAUGGAGUUGCCAGAUGAUGUAGAGUCUCCACCUGGCCGGACCCCCGACAGCCUGGCAAAGCAGGCGGCACGCAGUCUGGCCAACCAGUUGAUACAGACCACCCUGCCAGCCAUCACUAAGUACUGGGAAGGCAACAUCAAGCCCAAAGAAAAUGUUAAAUCAGUUAGAAAAAAGUUCCCUAAUAAGAGAACCCUAAUUAAGCACCUACAGAGUGUUCAUCAGUGGUACCGCAAUGACGAGAGUCUAGCAAGCCACGGAUCGUACCUGCGACAGCUGGUUAGUGUGGCGUGUGCAGAGGCCCUGCCACUCCUGAUUGCUAAGGAGGAAUGUGAGCUGCUCUUCAUGCUCACGCUGCAGCUAAUGUUCUGUCAGGAGGCCGGGUUCUUCAGCCAGAGCAGAGAGCUGUAUGAUGCAAGAAUAAGUCGAAGUUAUGCAGAGUUCCUACAGUUCUUUGUACCUUUUGAGAUAGAAUCACUCUACACGACAUGCAUCAACUUCCAAAACCAGAUGCCUGUUGUCAUUCUCAUGAAAAACUCUCCAUACCUGAGGGAUGUCCACCUGUACAAGAAUUUGAGCGAUCACGUCCUCACACAACUGCGCAAACACUGUCCCGACAUAGAGUCCAUCACGUUGGGUGGACACAACGUUGUGAAUGAGGAGUACCUUUUCCGCACCUUCUUCAACGGCAUGUACAAGGAACAGGUGGUGAAGAUGAUUGAUGACAAAGAUAAGAUGAAGGUUACGUUUCCUAAGCUGAAGAGUGUCACCAUGCUCAUGGAUCUGGACUGUGAUGAUGUCAUGUUUUAUAUCCAACAUUACUAUAAAGACAUCAAGACAAGCUGGACCAAGUGCAUUGCUGAGAACAGGCUUUCUCCGCUCCUGCUCAAGUCCCUCAUUGGCCCACCCUACUGCCUCAAGGGUAAAGGGGAAUAUUAUCUUGACAUCCUUGAGCUCACCAUCCGCAAGAACACGCUAGAGUCCUGGACUGUGCAGGGGCCACCCAUAGUCUUCCCUGAGGUGAAGCAUGUUUCUAUUUACCACGCCUUCCAUGACAUGGAACCACGGGAACUUGGUGCCAAGAUCAAGGACAUUGUGGAGCGUCUGCGCUGUACUAGUUUCUCCCACUCCUCACCCCCAGCAGAGGACCUAGACACCCUAACUGUGUGUGUUCCAACUCUGGAGACUUUUGGGGCCCCUUUCAGUGAGAUGCACUUGAGUACUUUUGAAGUGCUUGAUGCAAAGAUACUCUUUCGGUGCCUCAACCUGUGCCCCAACCUCAAGGUAUUCUCGGUGAAUGCCUCACGUAUUGAGAUGAACAAUGGUGUCUCCUACAAAGCUCUCAACACACUUACCAAACUAAAUGCACUGGGCAUGAGUGUCAAGUUUCUGGACCAGUGCGAUGUCUCCUGCCUCACUCACCUGAUCCGUGCGGCGCCAAACCUCAGGAUCAUAGAGCUCUUUGGGGCCAACUUGCAGACUGUUGUGCGUGACCUGGCUGUUGCUGGUGUCCUCUCCAAAAUCAAAAUAAUCUCUCUCCACAAGAGCAUAUCAUGGUUUACCGACCAAGACUUUGAUGACUGUGUAUUCAUGGGUAGGAACAUGGCCUCCUUGUCAGUCAUGAUGUUAAACCCGGUACUUAAACAAACGCUGUAUCAGAUCAAGAAAUACUUUGCUAGCACACAGCUCAAGGUGAUCCACAGGUAUCAAAUGCUCAUUAGCUAGGAGUGAAUGCAUUAUGACUGAUGUGUGUGUAAAUGCAGCCGAAUCAUAAAAUUAUUAAACUACCAUAUUUGCUGGCAUCAAAGACGCACCGGCACCAAAGGUGCACUGGCAUCUGGGGCACAGUGGCGCCAAAGGUGCACUGGCAUCCAAGAUGCACCCCAUUUUCAAGUGCUAAGUUAAAAAAAAAAAAAAUCAUGAACUUCAGCAAUUUUAUUAAUGUUUUGUUGGAUGUUGCCUGACUUGUACAUAUCUACCAUAUACUACUGGACCAGCGUCAUAUUGUUCUAUAUAUACCAUACAAUAUGCAAGGUGACCUGCUCACUCUUGAGGAUUGUUUACCACUACUGGCACACAAACAAUGAACAAGACCAAGACAUGUAGAGGGAGUGUGUGGCUAAACUUCAUACUACCUUGGUAUAUAUUGUCUGCAUCACCAGCUUUACUACAAUUUCUUUAAUUACCACACAAACAUGAGAAACCAAAACCAAGACAAAAACAGUAACAAUGGCUGCUAUGAGUGUAUCGUCUUUGUCACUCACAGCACACUGCCAGGGUGAGCAGGGUCUGCCAGAUCGUCACAGCCCUUAAACAUUAUCAUCAUGUGUGUUCACUUUUUAUAGGCCUACGUUAGGCCUGCAGGUGAUGCAACCUUCUGCGUCCAAGACGCGUGAUAAUUUUUCUAGUCUUAUUCUGCGAUAAAAGUGCGUCUUCAUCACUGGCAAAUAUGGUAAUUAAUGUUGAUAUUCAAGAUGAAUGACAGGAAACUAUAAAAUUAAGGGUACUGUGAAUGCUUUAUGUACACACACACACACACACACACAUCAAAAGAGUUCCCGAGACAUACAUUGUUGGAAUCCCCUGCUAAGUGUAUUAUUGCAGUUGGUCAAGCUCAGGUCUGUUGUCAAAUGAGCGAGUGAUAUGAAAACUUAUUGUGUUUUGAGCAGGAAAAAUAGUGAAACAAGUUGUAAACAAGCAACUUACGUAGGUUUAAACUUUUUAUUGAGGUGAAAAUGCACUUGCCUGCAGAGGUGUCCUUUUCUUUGGAAAGUUUGGUGCUAACUGAUUGAAUAUAUGAUGUCUGAGUCGCUUCAUUGUAUUUGAAAUAACUACCUGGUAAUGUGAAUCAAAACUUAUUUACUAACAAGUUUCUCCCUUUGAUAUAUUUAAAAUGAUAAAAAGAUGUUGAUAA